This is a messenger RNA of Ceratitis capitata (Mediterranean fruit fly), 1630 nucleotides long. It is a transcript of the gene Mrm2, whose product is annotated as rRNA methyltransferase 2, mitochondrial. Gene Ontology annotation, biological process: RNA methylation. The record is from RefSeq and is a predicted model, not a curated record. Gene Ontology annotation, cellular component: mitochondrion. Bases 784 to 1545 code for a protein of 253 amino acids. Lineage: Eukaryota; Metazoa; Arthropoda; Insecta; Diptera; Tephritidae. Gene Ontology annotation, molecular function: rRNA (uridine-2'-O-ribose)-methyltransferase activity. The transcript is spliced from 2 exons.
UUGGAUUAAUUAGUUACUCCAUUUUUCAUUGCUUUUUACAUUUCGUUAUUUAAGGGCACUCUAUAUCGUACGAGCAAAUUAACUCGAAUGGACGCCAACGCAUGACACUGCUAUAGACUUUUGCAUAUGUGGUUUUGCUUAUAAUAUUUUGCAGAUUUUUGAAAAUGAAUUUAUUGCUACAUUUUAUUAUUAUUUCUUUGUAUGCUAUAUAAACCAUGCACUUAAUCUAUGUUAAAAUAUUGAAAUAAAGACUGAGUCUUAAUAAUUUUGUAUGUAUGUAUAUAUGUAGGGAAAAUUUUUUGUCAAAGCGUAUGUAUGUAUAUAAGUAGGGAAAGUUUUUGUCAAAGCUGAUUUCCUUGGGCGUCAAUGGUGUAGCUCAUUUGUGUUCGUCUUGUAUGGCACUGCUGCUGUUUUUGUACGUCCAGCUGUGUUCGGUUUGUCCGACAAGAAUGACAAAAAUGAACGAGGAGAGAAUGACGUACACGUAUACAAAUGUACACAUCACCUUUGACAUUUCGGCCUUAAGAAAGUGAUAAGAUAAUCCUUCUAUGAGCUGACGAGAUAUGCGUCAUAAAGUCCGGUCAUAUGUCGCCUCAAAUGAUCGGAAGCCUUCUUGCAGGGACGUGAUUUUCAUAAAAUUGAAUCACCAAUUGUUUCAUUCUACCUUUGUUCCUUUCGUUUGAAAAGCACUUACGUCAAUAUAUUCUCAAAAAUGUAAACAAAAUCAGCUGCUUUCUCAGAUGGUUAUGUUAACAGAAAUAAGAUAUUUAAAUUUUUUAGAGAAUGAAUGUAUCAACGAAUUCGGUCAAGAGAUUUUUUAACACUAAAUGUUAUUUAGCCAAACAAAUACCACGUAACCUUAAGGGAAAAAGUAAAAGCUCACAGGAAUGGCUUAUGCGCCAAUUAGCCGACCCUUACGUUGAGAAAGCGAAGAUGAUGAAUUUGCGCUGCCGUAGUGCUUUUAAGCUUAUCGAAAUAGAUGACAGAUUUAAAGUACUUAAACCAGGCGAUACGGUAGUGGAUUGCGGAGCAGCGCCUGGCAGCUGGACGCAAGUAGCAGUUGAUCGGACAAAUGCCAAUCGCGCGAAGGAAAGCAAUAACACUGGUACAGUUUUCAGCAUUGACUUGCUACACUUUCACGCGGUUCCGGGUGCCACUGUAUUCUGUGGAAUGGACUUUACAACAACUACGGCACAACAACGACUUCGUGAGGCUUUAGCAGGACGUCAAGCGAAUUGUGUGCUUUCAGAUAUGGCACCAAACGCAACAGGUGUUAGAAUGUUGGACCAAGAGAAUAUAAUGAAUUUAUGUUACUCUGUUUUGCGAUUUGCACUGGCAAUAUCCGCGAUAAACGCCCACUUAGUUGUUAAGUUAUGGGCAAAUGGAGACGUUUCGAAAUUGGAGAAAGACUUAGGGCGAUUUUAUGAACAUGUGAAACGCGUAAAGCCGGAAUCUAGUCGUUCGGACUCUGCCGAAUUAUUUUUGGUGGCACGCGAAUUUAAGGGAUUAGAAAGAGCAUUGAAAGCGUCGAAGAUUGAAGGAUAACGAAAAAAUGUUAAUUUUGUAAUAGAAAUUUCGAAAUGACACAUUAAAUGCCAUAAAAGGAAGGAAAUCAUCCCAUAAAUAGUCA